CAUUUUCAUUUUUCAUUAUGCUCUGCAGACUGGGAAUUUAGUCUAACCUGGUGCAUUCAAGUUGUUUUUGAUAAUGACUUUUAGGAAAACUAGGUCCCACAGUUCUCAGCCUACCAAGAAGUCUGGACAGAGCCAGGCUCAUAACAAAACAAAAAAGAAGUCUGCGAGUGCCAAAAUCCCAAACCCUGAGGUGGACCUCCUCAGUACUGCAGCCAUGGAGAACCUCUUCUACAUUUCCCACAAUGCAGCACAUUGUCUAGAGUUCAGGGGCUUUGGAUGGUCAAACAAAUCCAAAUCAAGAAAGAAGACAAAGGGCAAAAACAAUACAAAGUAGGAUU
Molecule: messenger RNA, 338 nt
Organism: Periophthalmus magnuspinnatus
Lineage: Eukaryota; Metazoa; Chordata; Actinopteri; Gobiiformes; Gobiidae
Product: small lysine-rich protein 1
Exons: 2
Coding region: 74-334 (86 amino acids)
Source: RefSeq, a predicted model, not a curated record